This is a messenger RNA of Gastrolobium bilobum, 546 nucleotides long. RefSeq names its product probable 2' cyclic ADP-D-ribose synthase BdTIR. Bases 1 to 546 code for a protein of 181 amino acids. The record is from RefSeq and is a predicted model, not a curated record. NCBI's taxonomy places the organism in Eukaryota, Viridiplantae, Streptophyta, Magnoliopsida, Fabales, Fabaceae. The transcript has 2 exons. Gene Ontology annotation, biological process: signal transduction.
AUGCAGCGUUUAUCAGCCACCUUGUGCCGCAAAAUCGCUCGUCCGGCAUGCGACGUCUUCAUAAACCACCGCGGGAUAGACACAAAGAGGAACAUCGCGGGGUUACUCUACGAUCGAUUGACAAAGAAGGGAGUGAUGUCGUUUUUGGACAGCAUGAACAUGAAACCAGGUGAUAGGUUGUUUGAUCAUAUAGACAAAGCCAUUCUUGGGAGCAAGGUUGGCGUUGCUGUCUUUUCUCCACGUUAUUGUGAUUCUUAUUUCUGUCUCCAUGAACUCGCUCUUUUCAUGGAGUCAAAGAAGAGGGUUGUUCCCAUCUUCUACGAUGUGAAGCCUUCACAGCUUAUGGUUAAAGACAAUGGAACUUGCUCUGCUAAAGAGCUUCAAAGGUUUAGCUUAGCACUUGAGGAAGCUAAAUACACUGUGGGAUUAACCUUCGAUCCUUUGAAUGGGGACUGGUCGGAGCUUCUAAGAGAUGCUUCGGAUGCAGUGAUCAUGAACUUGAUGGAGGUAGAGGAAGAGCGUAAGCGCAUGAAGAGGAUACAGUGA